Molecule: messenger RNA, 645 nt
Organism: Anopheles marshallii
Lineage: Eukaryota; Metazoa; Arthropoda; Insecta; Diptera; Culicidae
Exons: 3
Coding region: 1-645 (214 amino acids)
Molecular function (GO): protein binding
Source: RefSeq, a predicted model, not a curated record
AUGGCUUGGCUUCAACGACAAGGUGUGAAAUGCCUUCUUUUCGUCUUACUCUGUCAACUAACCCACGGUUUAAAUUGCUGGUGCAGCACUACUACGUGCCUGAUGAGAAAUCUUGACCUCCACGUAGACUACAGCUCCGCAUUCUCCUGUCUCAGCAACACCAUCAGUGAAUUGACGGCGGAGUUCGUAAAAGGUGACGUGUUCGAUCUCACAACAGUGCCCAAUCUGCGUCACUUCGUGCUGGAUCACUCCCAGCUGGACAGUUUAAUUGUAAGCCUAACGAGAGAAGGCUCCACCGUAAGUGUCACGACAACACCGCUGAGAACAGUGAUCUUUCACCACAGCCGCAAUCUGGUGGAUGUUCGCAUCGACAACACGCUGCUGGCGACCAUGCGUCGCACGAGUUUAACCACUAUCAUUCUCGAAGGCAACCGGUUGAGAGAGGUAAAUUUUUCCAUGUUUGUCAGUAUGCCAAAAUUAACCUAUCUGUUAAUCGGCAGAAAUCUACUGUCCAGUGUAACAGUACCCGAUGGUCAGUCUCCAAUGCGACUGAAACGGCUCGAUUUAAGUUUUAAUCGACUCGCUAAUGCUAACCUGUCGGGAAUUUCGUUUGCGAAAACGAUUGAUGCAUCAGGAAAUGAGUGA